GUUCCGAAUUCUUGACAAAUGAAGGCAUAAUCACGUUAGGUAUGUAGGUCAUCAACUGACCGAGGGGCGUGUACAUUCAUUGUGCGCCUUUAACGCGCGCUUUUCUACGCACAGUGAAGCCUACGCACAGCACCUUCAUAAGUGAUCCAGGACAGGCUAGAUGCUAAAGUAGCCCCAGCGUUAGCAUUGAACGCCGUAUAACUACAAAAGACGCGGUAUCCCUAAAGCGAACUGUUUGAAACCGGCGGUCUACACGUCCAAGGGGAAGUGCCAUUGGCCUGCGACUGCGUAGUGUUCAGCAACAAACUUUGCUAUGGGCAAAAAGUCACGCGAAGAGGACUCCUCAUCCUCUGAUGAGGAAGAAUAUGUUGUGGAGAAGGUGCUGGACAGGAGGGUGGUGAAAGGCAGGGUUGAGUUCUUCCUGAAGUGGAAAGGAUAUUCAGAAAAGCACAACACCUGGGAACCAGAGAAGAAUCUGGACUGCCCUGAGCUUAUUUCAGAAUUCAUGAAGACUUACAAGAAAAGCAGCAGCAGCGGCAGUGGUGGUGGAAUCUCCACUCCUAGCAGUGGGGGCAGCAAAUCAGUCACAUCCUCCUUGGCACGCUCCAAAGACUCAAGUAGCUCGAAGAAGAGAAGCUCUGAUGAUGAGGAGGAGGGCGGAAGUAAGCCCAAGAAGAAGAAGGAGGAGGACAUUCUAGUUGCACGUGGCUUUGAGAGAGGACUUGAGCCAGAGAAGAUCAUUGGCGCAACUGACUCAUGUGGAGACCUAAUGUUUCUUAUGAAGUGGAAAGACUCAGAUGAGGCUGAUCUUGUACUUGCAAAGGAGGCCAAUCAUAAGUGCCCACAAAUUGUCAUAGCGUUCUAUGAGGAACGUCUCACCUGGCAUGAAGACAGUGACAAGAAGGAGAAGGAUGUCGUCAGUGCAUGAGUGCAUCACCUCAGGAGGAAACCGUACCACCUCCACUACAGGGACAACCUUGAGUCAGACAUUUUUCACACCCAAACCUCCCAUUCUUGCGCUUCACCAUGUCCAACAAAGACAG
Molecule: messenger RNA, 1043 nt
Organism: Etheostoma spectabile (orangethroat darter)
Lineage: Eukaryota; Metazoa; Chordata; Actinopteri; Perciformes; Percidae
Gene: cbx5
Product: chromobox homolog 5 (HP1 alpha homolog, Drosophila)
Exons: 5
Coding region: 314-928 (204 amino acids)
Cellular component (GO): nucleus
Source: RefSeq, a predicted model, not a curated record